This is a messenger RNA of Mytilus californianus (California mussel), 2953 nucleotides long. RefSeq names its product P2Y purinoceptor 4-like. Gene Ontology annotation, biological process: G protein-coupled receptor signaling pathway. The record is from RefSeq and is a predicted model, not a curated record. NCBI's taxonomy places the organism in Eukaryota, Metazoa, Mollusca, Bivalvia, Mytilida, Mytilidae. Gene Ontology annotation, cellular component: membrane. Gene Ontology annotation, molecular function: G protein-coupled peptide receptor activity. The transcript has 3 exons. Bases 434 to 1549 code for a protein of 371 amino acids.
AACUGUGCGCACGGUUGUUAAUUAUAGUGAAAAUAUGUCUUUCUCUUUAUUGAUGUUAGUAUGAAAUCUGACUAAACUGAUUAAUUUGUGGUAAACCGAAUCUAUUGUGACUGCAUGCCGGUCAGUCUGGUCUUAUUAUAGAAGUCUAGAAAAAGCUGAAGUAAUAGUUUGGAUGUCACUACUAAUUUUUCUCAUUCAGGUUGUAAGAGAAUUUAAUUAAUACCAAACGGACUUGGAACGAAAUUAUCAUGGAAAGGAAGUUCUGAGAAUUUCUACUUAGAAAAAAAGCCAAUUAAACAAGUAUGGUCGCACAAAAUCUCUGAUCAGAAUACCAUUUACGUGAAAUAUUCAGGAAGAAAAAAGUUAUAUUGAAUUCUAUGCUAAGAUCUCUUCACUCAGAAUACUGUGAUAAUUGAGUCGUAUAUACACUACAAUGCAUUACGAAAAUUUAGUUGUACUGCAAAACAGAAGCCAUAGUUCAGAUUUAUACAACAGUUUAAGUGGUAACAACCUCACAUGUGAAUACGAUUAUUUUACCCGUGACGUCAGCAUACUCUGGGAAGUUGUUCUUAGUCCGUUUGUAACAUUAAUGACAAUUUGUACCAAUCUCUUUGUGAUAUGUAUAUUUACCAGUAAAGUCCUACGGUCGCCAACAACAAUAAUUUUGAUUGGUUUAGCUGUAUCGGACUCUAUGUCGUCACUUUUUGCUAACGUAUUACACCCGUAUUUUUACUUUACAAGUGACAAUGACAAAAAUAUACUUCCAUAUCCUUUAUGUUCGGUAUAUAUGCUGCUUCAGAACCUCGGCGUUUCCUUUCACACAGUGUCCGUAUAUCUGACAGCAUUUCUAGGCAUACAGAAGUUUAGUAUUGUGGCUUUUCCGUUCCGGUCUAGGAGAAUUUUUACAAAAACAAUGUCGUACUGGGCUACAGUUAUUAUAUACAUCGUCGGAUUUGCCAUUUUCUCACCAAAUUAUUUAGUCUUUGAAUUCUCCCGCGCCGGUGAUGUAGAUUCACCUAAUUGUAAAGACUAUACGGAAAACCAAGACUACUGUCUGUUUCGCUCUGCAUCUUGGUUGAACGGUGGAACAAAGAAACAUUAUCAUAUGUACUAUUAUAUGACACGAUGUAUAGUUAUCCAGAUUAUACCAUGUUUUGUUAUAACAUUUUCCACUAUAUAUUUAGUGCGAAGUUUAGUUAGUAACAAAGUUUCCAUGGCAACAGCAGAACAACAUCGGCGGAAGCGUCGUUUGACAAUAAUGAUAACAUUAAUUGUUGGAAUAUUUCUUGUUGUCGAAUUACCAGGGGCCAUAUUUUUCGCUUUCGAUUUUCAUAGAUUUCUGACAGGCCAGGUUGUAAUUCCGGAGGAUAUUGAUCAUUUAUCCGUCCGUAUUCACAAUUUCCUGUUGUGUCUUGGUUAUGCUUGUAAUUUUUGGAUAUACUUUGCCUUAAGUGAUCAGUUUAGGACACAGAUAAGGAAAAGUUUACGACGUUUACAUAUAACAAAGACGACUAACACGACAAGAGUUAUAGUAACAAGAUCAUAUUAAAUGUAUGACAAUGGAAGCGAAUUACAUAUAUGACACUAAUGACAAAUCACAAUUCAUCUAAACCUUACUUAAAACUUUGAAAUAAGGAAUUUAUUUUUAUGUUGUCAACCAAUAAGGGUUGUAUUGAUGUCAAUAAAGGACUAUCUUUUUCGAAAAAAAAAAAUAUCUUCACUCUUUGAGAUUUACCUUAUGAAAACGAACAAAUACAGACAUUACUGAUUGCUCAAAUCCACGUCAUUUGGACUCUGUUGGUUAGUUGUCUAAUUGGCAACCAAACAACAUCUCCUUUUCAUAAUAACUGAACACAACCGGGAAGUUAUUGGAAUGUGUUCACCUUUAAGCAAAGUAUAAGCACAUUUGUUUUUAUUAAUUCCUUAUUAUUUUAUCACUUUAAACAAUAAAUUGAUUCAAGUAAGUCUUCCACUCACCACCCCACAUUGAAAAAAAAAGCAAAAAAACAAAAGCAAAAACAAAAACAAAACGAAAAAAAUAAAUAAAAAACAACAAAACACGUGUUUUUACAUGUAGUUAUUCCCCAUACCCGAAAAUAAAAUAAACCCCAACCAAACAAAAAGAAAUAUUACCGAUAUAGAUGUGUACUAAUACACUAUAAUUAUAUAUAUUGAUGUAUAUCAGAAUGAUGAAUGAAAGAGAGGUUCUAAUAAAAAAUAAGGAGAUGUGGUAUGCAACUAUCCACCAGAGUUCAAAUGAAGUGAAUAUAAUCAAUUAUAGGACACCGUACGCCUUCAACUAUGACAAAAACCCAUACCGUGCAGUCAACUAUAAAAGGCCUCGAUGAAAGAUGGGAAACAAUUCAAACGAGUAAAUUAACAACAUAAUUUAUAACAAAACAGUUAACGAAAAACAAACAAAUAAAGAAUGUGGCGGGAUUAAACAUGUUUACCCUCCCCUAACCUGGGAAAAUGGCGUAAUUGAUUGCCAAUGAGACAACUAUCACUAAAGAAUAACGCAUGUAGAUGUAAGCAACUAUAUGUCACCGUACAUUUUAAUAAUGAGCAAAACCCACACUUAUAGUAAGGCACCUGAGUGACAAACUUAAAACGAGAAAACCAAACUAAAACCCUACACCCAAAAACAGACAGAAAUAACUGAUUUAUAGGCACCUGAUUUGGGACAGACAUAUACAGAAUGUGUCGAUGUUAGACAUGUUUUGAGUGUUCAACACUCUAACUCGAAACACAAGUGUAACAGCACAACAUAAUUUAAAAAUAUGUUGGAAAACGUUUAACUCAUCAGAUCGGGACGGAGCCCCCUUCCCCCCAAAAAAAAGAAAGAAAAAAAAAGGCAAACGACACAAAGCACCAAUAUAAGAGAACUGAUAGAUACUGAAAGCUAGUACAAAGUCCAUAAGAAUUUAUGAUGAAUAAAUCAUAUUUAUUUACA